Corticium candelabrum is the source of this 916-nucleotide messenger RNA. RefSeq lists its product as uncharacterized. NCBI's taxonomy places the organism in Eukaryota, Metazoa, Porifera, Homoscleromorpha, Homosclerophorida, Plakinidae. The transcript is spliced from 5 exons. The record is from RefSeq and is a predicted model, not a curated record. The coding region runs from base 25 to 888 and encodes 287 amino acids.
CGUAACUUUUUGAAUUUACGUGACAUGAUCACAGGUUCGCAAUCUUCAAACGACAUUGACUUCCCAGACGAUUCGCUCACAAUAACAUCUUCGGCAGCAACAAAACGACAAUCCAGUGGCCGCACGUGCACACUGAUGUCAGAGAUGGAUGAAGCAGAUGACCAUCUUAAUCAAUCUAACGGCAUAUGCACGGGCAGUAACAGAUCGAUAGCGUAUGACGUUAGUCUGUCCAGCAACGUUCUUUCCACCACUCCGCUCUCGACUGCUCUGCCAGCCAGAAUGAGAGCGAGACUGAAACCGAUCGACAGUGAUGACCGAGCAGACACGGCCGCCAUGAUACACAAACUAAUAAAGAAACAACAGCGUGCAGCCAUCAGACGAGAGGCUGUACUGCAAGAGAAGAAACGGCAGGCUCAACUACCUAUAGCCCAGCUGCAUGCUUUGGCUGCUUUGACAAAACAGAGUUUAGAAGAAAAACAAGAAAAAGUACAUCUUCGUAGAGAAGAAAAGCUAAGAGAUAAAAUGAUAAAAGCGUGUAGAGCUGAAAAAAGCCCCUGGUUUUUACCAGACAGCGUCUCUGUCAAAGGCGAUGUAGUGCACAUCAAUGAUAAACAACGCCAAGCUGAAAGCAGACGGCAGGCAUUGGAAGACAUAAAGUUGAAGAAAGCACGGGAUAGUGGACGAAGCCAUUGGUACACAGCAAAUGAAAGAGAAGUGAUAAUAACAAGACAGCAGCUGUUCGAGAAACAAGCCAGAGCAGACACUCGUCGCAAACAAUAUCUACAAGAGAGGCUGCAGAAUAUGAAGCGAUGCGAAGAGGAAACAAAGAGACUUGUUGAGAGGAUAGAACCACUCGUUCUACAUGCACAUCACGAGGGAAACCAAUAAGAGAUACAUUGUACUUCUAUUUUACCAC